Messenger RNA from Lactuca saligna, 3451 nucleotides. The record is from the annotation of a GenBank genome assembly. NCBI's taxonomy places the organism in Eukaryota, Viridiplantae, Streptophyta, Magnoliopsida, Asterales, Asteraceae.
AUGGUUAUUCUCAAUCAAAUUCAAGGAUCUUUAUCGCCAUCCCCAACCAAGUAUGAUGUUUUUCUAAGUUUCAGAGGUGUUGACACUCGUAAUAGUUUCAUUGAUCACCUUCACAAGGCAUUGUUGGAUGCCAAUAUCAAUACCUUUUUAGAUGAAGAAGAGAUCCAAACAGGAGAAGAUCUUAAGCCAGAGUUGGAGAGCGCAAUCAAAGCUUCCAAGGCCUCCAUUAUUGUGUUAUCCAAGAAUUAUGCUUCUUCAACAUGGUGCCUUGAUGAACUGGUGUUGAUCCUUGAGCAACGUAGGAACUAUAAACAUAUUGUUAUCCCGAUCUUCUACCAUGUGGAGCCCACAGAUGUUAGGAAGCAACAAAGCAGCUUUGGAGAUGCUAUGGCUAAGCAUAAAUACAAGAUGGAAGCAGAAAUAGAUGUGCAUAAGAGAAAUCAACAGGCAUAUAAGAUGGAGUUAUGGAAGCAAGCCCUUGUGGAGGUUGUUGAUUUGAAAGGAAUGGAUGCAAACGGCUGUCGAGAAACGGUGUUCAUUCAAGAAAUUGUCAUGAACAUGAGCAGUAAAUUAGAUCAACGCAUACGUGGUAAAACCCCACACAUAAUCGGGAUGCGCUCAUCAGUUAACAUUAUCACAUCAUGGCUAAAAGAUAAAUCCUCUGAUACAGCUGACAUUCUCACAAUAUGGGGAAUGGCUGGGAUUGGAAAGACAUCACUGGCCAGAUAUGUCUAUGAAGUGCAUUAUAAUGAUUUUGAAAGAUGCAGCUUUAUUGAAGAUAUUGGAAGGAGAUGUACACAACAAGUGAAUACAUUGUUUGAUUUACAAAAACAUCUACUUGUAGACAUUCAGAACGGAAAUUUACAAAAGCUACAUGAUGUCAAUUGGUGCACCAAUAAGAUUGAGAAUGUUCUACUCCAUAAACGAACGCUGAUUGUUCUUGAUGGCAUUGAUAAUUUCGAGCAGUUGGAUGUGUUAAUUGGAACAAAAAGAUUUCAUCCAAGAAGCAAGAUCAUAAUAACAACCAUAGAUAGGUCGUUGACUGAAAAGAGUGGUUUAUUUGGUAAGAAUAUGUCACUCAAGCAUACGAAGCACUUGCUUGAAGGAUUGGAUGAAACCGAAUCACUACAAAUUUUAUGUUUGCAUGCCUUUAAGUGCAAUGAUCCCAAGGAAGGAUACCAAGAAUUGUCAAGAAAGGUUGUGAAACAUUGUGGAGGACAUCCAUUGGCACUUAAAGUUAUGGGCAGUUCUUUACGCAAUGAAGAUGUAGUUGCAUGGGAGGAUGCCAUAGAGUUUUUGGAGAAAGAACCAAAUCCUGAUGUACAAAAGUUCCUACAAAUAAGUUAUGAUUCUUUAAGAUCCGAAAACGAGAAGGAAUUGUUCAAGCAUAUUGCUUGUUUUUUUGUUGGAAAAGAUAGAGAGUUCACUGAAACGAUACUAAAGGAGUGUGGUAUCAAGACAACUUCAGGGUUCUCAAAGCUCAUUGAUAAGUGUCUUGUAAAUGUUGGAGCAAGAAAUGAGUUGAUGAUGCACCAACUACUUCAAGAUAUGGGGAGGGACUUAGUUCGUCAUGAAUCUCCUAAGAAGCCAUGGAAGCGUAGUCGAUUAUGGCAUCAUGAUGAAUCAUAUGAUGUGUUGAAACAAGAUAAGGGUACAAAUAAAAUUCAAGGCCUUGUCCUUUCCAAGAAAGUGGUUGAGGAUGAUACUUUAGGUGGUACAAAUACAUCCACCAAGAAAAUUCCACAGAUUCAUCGGCUUUGCAACUUUUUCUCAAAGAUUUGGUGCUUAUUUGUUUGGGUAUUCUUAUUGUGUUUCUCUCAUCAUGACAAAGUCGACUUAAGAACAAUUGCACUUAGUAAAAUGGAUAAACUAAGACUACUCCAACUCAACUAUGUACAAUUCCAUGGGUCCUAUAAACAUUUUCCAAAAGGCUUAAGAUGGUUGUCUAUGCAUGGAUUCCCUUUGAGUUACAUACCUUUUGACCUACAAAUGGAGAACAUGGUUGCUCUUGAUAUGUCUUAUAGCAAUCUACAACAACUUUGGAAGAAGCCAAAGUUGCUUCCAUCAUUGAAGAUUUUAAAUCUCAGUUUUUCCAAGAUUGUGAGAAUCGGUGACUUCUCAUGGCUACCAGCACUUGAGAGAUUGAUACUAACAAGAUGUGCAAGUCUGGUUGAGGUGUGUGAAUCAAUCGAGCUAUGCAAUAAACUUGUUCUCCUUGACCUGAGUUAUUGCAUUAAGCUCAAAAGGCUUCCAAGAAGCACGAGAAAGCUGAAAAACAUCAGAAUUCUAUUAAUAUGUGGUUGUACAAAUCUUUGUGAAUAUCCAUGCCAUAUGAAAGAUAUGAAGUCAUUAGAAGUUUUGAAUGCUAGAGAAUUUAGCAUAAACUCACAAUCAUCACCGUAUGCCAUUGUGGAUGUGAUACAAAAAAGUUUAAAAGGUUUUUCACUCUCCAACUCCUUAGUAAGAUUAUCCCUCAAAAACAACAAUUUAUCCAACGAGUUAUUCCCCAUGGAUUUUAGCAGCCUGACAAAGUUGAAGGUGUUAAAUUUGAGUUGGAGUCCGCUAACUUCUUUGAAUGUGAGAAACCUUAGUAGACUUGAAGUCCUCUGUUUGGAAGGUUGUCAUUACCUAAAGUAUGUAUCAUGUAUCAGUAUGAUCGCAUAUAUGAAUAUCCAUAACUGCAAUUCACUAGAAAAAUUAGAAUAUGAAUCGGUGACAAAGCAAAAUAUCAGCUUUUUAUCAUCUGUAUCCGUGGUUGAAAUUGAAAGCAUGCGAAAGGUACAACCCCUAGCACAAGUGAAUGAAGACAUAAUCUGUAAUUUAGGCUGGAAGGAUUUAGUACAUGUGAAAAACCAAAAGGUGCAUAUUAUAGAUGGAAUCAGAUGGGAUACACCGCAGAAACUUCAAGUCCAGAUGCUAUAUGAGCUUGGAAUAUUUAGCAUAUUGUUCAAGCAAAGAGAGAUUCCAGAAUGGUUCAGUCAAAGAAGCAAGGGAUCAUCAAUAACAUUUAUUGUGCCUUCAUCUCCUUACAGUCUUAGGGGAUUAAAUGUAGGCUAUGUAUAUACAUACUCGCAAUAUGGUGAAUGGGUUGAUUUAAUUCGUAAUAAAACAAAGAACCUCCACCAGAAAUAUCGUCCUAAUUUACAAGUGGUCAGAGUAGACGAUGAUGAAGAAAGCAUAGUAUGCAUAAGACAUUGGGUGAUUGCUAAUAAUGAGAUAGAAGAGGGCGAUGAGGUUACUGUUGACAUUGCACUUUCUAAGGGGAAUGGUGUAAUGGUAACUGAAUGUGGUAUAAAUCUUGUUUACGACAACAAAGAUGAUGGUGAUAACUCUUUAGCUGUUUACCAGUCAUGGAAAUAAAAUAUUUGUGCAUAUCUACAACACUUUUUGUUAAUGAUGGAAACAAUUACAAGAUGUACCACUUUAACAGUAAAAAUCUAUAAAUUUCUUG